UCUCUCACGUUACGGUAAUGGCCGUUACGUCAUAGUCGUAAAACCAUCGCUACACCCUGCUUUACGACCAACAAAACAAACGCGAAAGAAACGCUCGUUUUAUGGUUUUAAUUCACACAUUCUGUGCGUCGCCACCCUCCUAGAAGAUGUACACAACCAAACCCUCCACUGCUGCACAAUACAACUGAUUAUGGUUCAUAGUGCGAAGGGGGAAACAAGCUUCAUGAAGUCGGGUGUGGACGCAUCCAUAUGCUCUCAGAGCUGCAGUAGUGCGCAUGCGCAGAAGAUGCAUUUUGCUGCGGUCACCUGCUGCUCGGCCUGCAGACUCGACCUACAGCCGUGGCCCGGUUACCUUGCAGACAAAAACCUACAGUACUCCACCUGUGUAGGGACACAACAACGUGAGGCGUGAACGGCAGGGUAUAUACAUUUCAAAAGAGGGUGGUGCUGAUGUGAAGCUGGAGGAACAGUCUGUGGAGCACUGAGCCACCCAUGGCUGUUAGCACCAUGGACUCUGAGUCAACCCGGACACCUCAGCCUCAGGCUGCCCUGACUAAAGGAGGCCGCUCCCUGCUGCCUGCUGGAGCUCUGAGUGCCAAGCUGGGCACUCAAGGGAAGCACUAUUUCUGCGGCUCCGUUGCAGCUUUUACCAACAUUGUGGUGACUUUCCCCAUCCAGAAGGUGCUGUUCCGCCAGCAACUGCACGGUGUGUUGGCCACCGAGGCGGUGCGGCAGCUCCAGAGGGAUGGGCUGAGGAAUCUUUACCGGGGCCUGCUGCCCCCGCUGCUCCAGAAGACCACUACAGUGGCCAUCAUGUUUGGCCUGUACCAGGACUUCUCUAGGGUCUUACUUGACUGUGCCGAAGGCAGCGGUGUGCCGGAGUUGGUCACCCGAAGCUUUGCUGCAGCAUUGGCAGGAACAACAGAGGCCAUCCUGACGCCAUUUGAGCGCGUGCAGACUCUUCUACAAGACCAUAGGCACCACGGGCGCUUCAACAACACAGCCCACACCUUCCGGACACUUCUGACUGAGUACGGUGUCAGAGAGUGCUACCGCGGCCUGGUGCCCAUACUUAUCCGUAACGGCCCUAGCAAUGUGCUCUUCUUCGGUCUACGCGGGCCCAUUAAGGAGCAGCUCCCAGAAGUCACUAGCCGGGCGGGUCACAUGGUUAUUGAUUUUGUAUGUGGGGGGUUGCUGGGGGCAGCCCUUGGCAUCAUGUUCUAUCCAUUAAAUGUGGUUAAGUCUCGGGCCCAGUCUCAGGUCGGUGGAGCCUUCCAGCCUUGCAGGGAGGUGCUGCUAACAGUUUGGAGAGAAAGGGGUGGCAGUGUGGCCAUGCUCUUCAGAGGGGCCCACCUCAACUACCACCGUUCACUCCUCUCCUGGGGAAUCAUCAAUGCCACCUAUGAACUGCUUCUGAAGCUCAUGUAAAAGAGGGAAAUUGGAGAUAACAAUUAUUGAAAUGUAGAGAGGAAAGAAAGCAUUUAAAGGGGAAAAACCUGUAUGGAGUGAUGGAGCCCGUUUGUUAAUGCGAAAGGAAAUCGUAAAGUAAAGCCAGUGUACUUGCUGUCUGGCAAUAUUUUUUUGGGGACACUGGAGUUUCCAUGACUGAAAGACAGCAGUGAAAUUGCACUUCUGACAGGGUCCAACAGUCAGUGUGAGAUAACCCACCUGCCACAUGCCAUGACUAUUUACUGUUCAAACUAUUAUGAACAAGACCGCGCUUUAGCCUUCAAAAAACGUUUGCCAGGGUCCAAUUGAAAUGCCCUUUGUUUGCUCUCUGUACAAAAAUGUUUUGGAGCAAACUAAACUCCAGCGCUUUUUUCCCACCGUUUCAAGCAAAGGUUACUUGGCUGGAUUAACUGUUUCUUCGUAUGUGCUGUGGUGUUUUGUAGACAACAUCCGUCUGUUCGUUUGACCAAGAGCAUUUCCUCUGUGAGGCUGCAUUCUGCCACCUGACUUAAACACUUUUCUACUUUUGACUAUUGAAAUUAUCAAGGAGAGUGGAAUAAAUUGACUGUUGGCCGGUUUGUUUCUCUUUAUGCUCCAUCACCACCAGUUCGGCCUUUAUGUUUAUGAGAACAAUGAUAAUACUUUAGAAAUUGUUGAAAUGAAUAUCAGUGAUGAUCUUGGAAAAGCUGCCUAGCAGACACGCGCAGGCUGUUUUCAACAGUUUCUCCUUUCACACAUGAUUCAUCUUUGCCAGUUGGAGCUGACAUUUUUUGUCAAGCACUAUUUGUCAUGGUUUGUUUUAUGAAAUGCUACUGACGUGCUUUUUGAGUUUUUUUUUGGUGCCCAUUGAUUUCAGUCAAGCAUAAAGUUAGACCCAGAUCUUUUUUUUUUUUAUAUAUAUAUAUAUAUAUAUAUAUAUAUAUAUAUAUAAUUUAUUGGAAAAGAGAAAAAUAUUUUUUAAUUCAAUCAACAAAUAAUCCAACAGAAAACAUUUGCUUUUUGUUUAAGAUAUUUUUUAAGAAAACAUUUACCAUUGCUGCAUUUGUUUAUUUUUGGGAUAUUGUUCAUUCAUUGGCUGUAAAACUAAGUGCUUCUCAGUGUUUGUUUCCUUUUUAUGAACUUUAAUAUCACUUGUUUUAUACAUGUAAUCUCCCUCUACUCACACUUUAUAUUUCCUUCUCUCACGCUUGCUCUCCUCUCUGUCUGUAACAUCUGUUGACAUAAUGGGCUCGGAUUUCAAGCUUGAGUAGAUACUGUCACCACGCAGCAGCUCUUGCUGGGUACGACAGCCCGAAGAGGAAAGGCAUGCUGCCUGGACACACAGAGAGCGAGAGAGAGAGAGAGAGAGAGAGAGACUGAGCAGUAAUGGUGCUGAGACGGGGGCAGAGGGUAAUGUUCAGUGGCACAAAAAGCUCAAGCUGCCAUGUAAAUGUAUCACUUGGCCUAUUUCUCCGAUUCUUUUCGUUUUGAUUAUCCGCCGUGUGCAGUUUCCUGAGCAUCUUUUCAAGAUCUUCCAGGGUUUCCUUUUCGAAAGUAAGAGUGGGACACCCUCGCUUGCAUUAAAUCAUGCUGUUUUAUAAUUUCCACUUUUCCUGAAGCACAAGUCGCCAAAUCAUUAUGAAAAUGUCAAAUUAAUAAUUGCAACCAAAUUAAAUGUUUCAAAAUCAAUCUAUUAAACACGUUGACAGUGAUUAAGUCUGUUAUGUGGGUGUUUAAAGGGAAAAAUGUGUCAA
Messenger RNA from Anoplopoma fimbria (sablefish), 3182 nucleotides. It is a transcript of the gene slc25a51b, whose product is annotated as solute carrier family 25 member 51b. The transcript is spliced from 2 exons. The coding region runs from base 493 to 1428 and encodes 311 amino acids. The record is from RefSeq and is a predicted model, not a curated record. Lineage: Eukaryota; Metazoa; Chordata; Actinopteri; Perciformes; Anoplopomatidae.